Messenger RNA from Toxoplasma gondii ME49, 6377 nucleotides. It is a transcript of the gene FACT140, whose product is annotated as transcriptional elongation factor FACT140. Gene Ontology annotation, cellular component: FACT complex. Gene Ontology annotation, molecular function: nucleosome binding. The transcript is spliced from 19 exons. Lineage: Eukaryota; Apicomplexa; Conoidasida; Eucoccidiorida; Sarcocystidae. Bases 1659 to 5255 code for a protein of 1198 amino acids. The record is from RefSeq and is a predicted model, not a curated record. Gene Ontology annotation, biological process: transcription elongation by RNA polymerase II; positive regulation of transcription elongation by RNA polymerase II.
AAAGCGCACGCAGACUGAACGGGACGAACUGCACGUGUUGGGCAUUGACACGGCACCGCAUCGAUGACGCACACACUGACCAGGUGUAUGUCCACACCGCGGAACGAAGGAGCCUAGGACCGUGUACGCCUCAUUACACGAAGAUAUGUGUAUUUCUGUUGUUUUUAACGGGCCAAGGCCGUCGCUGGUCACGACAUGCUGACUUCAGCCGGUUGCUUUCCCGCGUCGUUUAGAGGAGUGAACCCGGGAAAAUUCGGCGUUAGUGACCCUCCAACAGGCCUCUGCAUUUCGAGGAAUCUGCAGCCUCUGCCGGCUGCUGUUACGCGCCUUGUUCGCUUCCUGAGAAUUUCCCUGGUUGUCCGAUGAAGCACGCUUCUUCUGUUCCCGAUGUUCGCAGUUCUGACGGGCAAGUGGGCCCCGUUCUUGCCGUUCUCAGCGCUUGCAGUUUCGCAGAAAACUCGCUCUCCCCAUUUUCAGCACACCAGGAUUAAGCCACUCUUUUUGGCUGCGGCAGCGGUUGCUAGAAGGCAACCCCCCAAGAAUGAGUGUGCGGCUCGUUCCUCCCCCCCAGGCUUGUUGCUGCGUCUUGUCCCCAUCUCCCAUGGAUUUCUUGUCUUUUCUCACGGUUUUCACCUCCCUCACUUGUCGGUGUUUGCUCGUCGUCCCCUGAUUUCUCGCCACUUCUUCCUGUCUCUCCCUUCCCGUACUGGACGAGGCAGCUCCACACUGCGCAGGGCGCCGUGUGCGACUUGAAGAGCAUCCCCUUUCUUGAUUUCGGGACACACAGAGCCCCCUUUCUUUUCUACUCCAUUAAGAAGUUCGCUCCGUAAAUAAUUCUUUUGAGCAAGCUUAAACUGCUUCCGUUCCUCUUUUUUGCUUCCCUCCCGUCCGUCUCUCCCGUCCGCUUCUCUCGACAUCCCAGGGUACGCGGUGUUUUUCCAGGUGUUUCAUCGCAGCUAACGAAGCGCUCUUUUUCAACCGUCCCCCUUUCCUUAGGGCAGCUUCUUCUCGUCUCGCCUAGGUAGAUUAUUGGUCUCGUUUCCUCAUUUUUGACCACACCCUCUCCACGGUUUUAAAACGUACCCACUCAGCGCCGUCAAGAGAAGACACGUGGUUCCCCUUUUGUCGUCUCUUCCUGUGCUUCUGUGUUCUUCUCAUCCUGGUGCAUCCGGCUGCAAGGCGCCGGUCCGCUUCGACUUCGGGCAUACCAGUGACGGGUGAGUUUUCCUAUCGUCUUCGGGGAAAAAACGGUUCAACCACCCUGCUGGUUUCUCAGGCGUUUCAGAGGAAAGAGAGCCGUUGCUGCUCUCUAAACAACGACUCCUUCCGUGCAGUUCCUUGACCACCCGAGCUGAGACAACGCAGUUGAAAAUGUUGGGUGUCUCCACCUCUGCCCUUCUUUCCUCUCUGUUCUAAGGGUUUCUUUGCUUCGCGCAUCUGUCUCCGUCUUCCUUUUUUCCUCUCUUGUCUCUCUUCCCCGUCUCCUCCACUCCAAGACUUCUCUCAAGUCUCUUCCCUUUUUGCUUCCGCUUCCCCCGUCGGUGCCCUCUAUAGCGCCCUGCAUUCUCCUCUCGUCUCUUCUUCGUCCUUUCCUCUGCUCACCUGCGGAGAUUCUUUUCCCGUCCUUCUCUCCUUCCUCUUCUCGCUUUUCUUGAAAGAUGGCGUCUUCGGAGGAGGGCGCGCCACCUAUCGAGGCGAAGAUGGAGAUGAAGCGCGAGCCUGAUGCGGAGCCGCCUUCGGUCCCCGCGGCUAGCCUCGCUGCGCCUGAGGAGAAAGUAGUGCCGAACGGGGCGUCUCCUACAGUCCCUGUGAAGACACAGGAAGCGAAGGAAGAAGGCCGAGGUGGCGCGCGAACUGUGGCCAUUGACGGCGGUGACGUGAAGGAGAAACUCGACAGACUCUUCAGUUACUGGGACAGCUGCUACGGCGUCGAGGGAGACUCCUGGCAUGGCGUCGACGCGUUUGUCAUUCUCGUCGGCAAAGCCAGUGAAGAGGAAGAAGGAAAGGCAGAGCAAAUGCAAAUGUGGCUGACGGGCUUCCAGUUUCCAGAGACCCUCUUUGUCUUUACUCGCACCGGCGAGUGGUGGGUGUUGACGAGUCCAAAGAAGCUGGAACACUUGCGACAAGUUGAGAGUUGCCGCGAGGGAAUUUUUCUUCUUUCGCGCGCUGACGGGCUUCCAGAAGCAAUGGAGAAGAUCCAUCAAGCCAUUGGCCGCGCCGCCGCUGCAGCUGGGAAGAACGCAGACGAGGCCUCCAUCGGUUGUCUUCAGCAGUCUGCGAGUCUCAGCCAGGGUGGGGGCUUCGGGCAGCAAGUCUCAGAUUCGCUGCUGAGAAAAUUCACAGAAAGCAACAGAUCCAAGUUUGUCGACGACGGAAUCGUCGCCACGAUGGCUGUCCACACCCGCGUCGAGAUCGAGAACAUUCGAAGUGCAAGCGUUGUCUGCGUCGCGAUGGUCAAGACGCAAAUCGUGAAUCGGAUUGAAACUGUUCUUGACAAUGAGCAACAAGAGUCGCAUGCAGCGAUCGCGGACCUCGCUGAGAAGCUGCUGAAGGACGGCAAGCAGAUUGAGAAACUCCGAGAAAAGCGCAAUAUCGACCCGAGUGAGGUGGAUCUCCUGUACAGCAACGUGCAGAGCGGAGAUGUUUUUGACUUGCGGGCGUCAGCGCAACCGACCAACGCGAACCUCUCUCAAAGUGAAGGAUCGAUCAUCGUCUCUCUGGGGGUGAAGUACAAGGAACUCUGUGCCGCAGUCGCCCGAACGCUUCUCCUGAAUGGAACGAAAGAGCAGAAAGAGGUCUACUCGUUCACCUUUGAGUUGCUGAACUACGUCAUUUCUCUGCUGAAGCCAGGGGCGUCUUUCAGCAGCAUCUACGCGGACGCACGGGCGUUCGUGGAAGAGAAGAAACCUGCUCUCGCAGACCAUCUCCUCAAGAUGGUUGGCCACUGCAUGGGACUUGAAUAUCGCUCCAACUCUCUCGUCCUGAACGCGAAGAACUCCAAGUCUGUCGUCGAAAGAGGCAUGGUCUUCAACAUCUCUGUUGGCUUUUCUCACCUCACAACUGCCAAGGGAAAGAACUACGCGAUUUGGCUUGCAGACACAGUUCUGCUUCCGAAAGAAGAAGGCGCCGCCCCCGUCGUUUUGACCGACGGAACAUCGAAAGUGUUGCGGCAUGUCUCGUACGAACUGGAAGACGCGGAGGAGGAGCCUGCAGAGAAGAAGGACAAGGCAUCUGCAGACGACAAGAAGCGCGCAAAGGAAGAGACCACGAAAGGCGCAGACGACCCGGAGAGACAGAAGAAGAAGAGUGUGGCGACAAAGCAGAAAGACAGCUCGAGAGUGAAAGAGAAGGAAAAAGAGACCCGAAAAGCUGCAACGACUGGCGGCGCCAUCUCCGCAACGAUCCUCAACAAUGCCGAGUCGGUCAUCCUGAAAGACAGACUGAGGAGGCGGACGGGGUCGCAAGCGGCGACGGCGCAGCAGGAGGCAGAAGAGAGGGACGAACGACAGAGACAGUUGAGGAAGAAAAAAAGCGAACAGUUGCGUCUGAGGUUCGAGGAGGAGAAAGAUGGAGGAGGCCUGGAGAGAAAGAAGAAAGAAGGGAAGAAAAUGGAAGAUAUCAAAUGCUUCUCCGGCCCUGAAGGCUUUCCUCGGGACGUCAAGGCCAACAAACUGUAUGUCGACUUCAAGUCGGAGUCUUUGUUGGUCCCGAUCCACGGGUCUCACUUGCCGUUCCACUUGUCGACGGUGAAGAACGUGACUUGCAGCGAAGCUCAGGGAGACUCUUCGGGAAGUUCCUCGGUCUCUGGAAAGAACAAGGCACCCUUCUACGUGCUCAGAAUCAACUUCCAGGUGCCAGGCAGUCAAACUCUCACGUUGAAAGGCGAAGAAAAUCCGCUGCCGGACCUCUCUGGGAAACCCGACACGGUUUUCAUCAAGGAGUUGAUGUUCAAAAGCGAGGACGGCCGGCAUCUUCAAACGAUUUUCAGGACCAUCAAAGAGCAGCUGAAGCGCGUGAAGCAAAAGGCGCUCGAAGACGACGUCGCCGGGGAGGUGACGGAGCAAGACAAAUUGAUCUUGAAUCGCUCGGGUCGUCGCGUUCUGCUGAAAGACUUGAUGAUUCGUCCCAACAUCGCUCCCGGCAUGCGGAAACUCAUCGGCGCCCUCGAGGCGCACACCAACGGUCUUCGAUUCACCGUCAACACACGCGGACAAAUCGACCAAGUUGACAUUACGUACAGCAACAUCAAGCACGCCAUGUUCCAGCCUUGCGAACGCGAACUUAUCGUCCUCAUCCACUUCCACCUCAAGUCUGCAAUCAUGGUGGGCAAGAAAAGAACACAAGAUGUUCAGUUCUACACAGAGGCUGGCACGCAAACAGACGACCUCGACAACCGCCGAAAUCGGUCUUUCCAUGACCCAGAUGAGACUCAAGACGAAAUGCGAGAGAGAGAACUGAAGAGGAGGUUGAACAACGAAUUCAAACGCUUUGUUCAGCAGGUUGAAGACAUUGCGAAGGUCGAGUUCGAUCUACCGUACAGAGAGCUCCGUUUCACGGGUGUCCCGAUGAAGAGCAACGUCGAGAUUUUGCCGACAGCAAAUUGCUUGGUGCACUUGAUUGAGUGGCCGCCCUUUGUCCUGCCUCUCGAGGACAUCGAACUCGUCAGUUUCGAGCGUGUCGCUCAUGGCUUGCGGAACUUCGACGUCAUCUUCGUCUUCCAGGAUUACACGAAACCUGUGAAGAGAAUCGAUUUGGUUCCGAUUGAAUUUUUAGACAACUUGAAGCGCUGGCUGAACGAGCUAGAAAUCGUUUGGUACGAGGGCAAGCAGAACUUGAACUGGAAUGCGAUUCUCAAACAAAUUCGAGAAGACCCUCACGGCUUUGUGGAGGCGGGAGGAUUCGAAAUGUUCCUUGGAGAUGACAGUGUCUCCGGGGAAGAAGGAGACACGGAUGAAGAUGACGACGAUGAGGAGUACGCAGAGUCUGGGAGCGAGAGUGAAUACAACGAAAGGAGUGGAGAGGAAGAGGAAGACGGGGAAGAGGGAUCUUCGGAAGAAGACUCGAGUGACAGCGAUGACGACGAAUCUCUCGCAGAUGAGAGUGACGAAGACGAAGAGUACAACGACGUUUCAUCAGACGAAGAAGAAGGCCUCAGCUGGGACGAACUGGAAGAGCGCGCAAAAAAAGAGGACCGGAAGCGAAGAACUGACGAUUCUGACGACAACGAAGACCGCAGAAAGAAGAAGAGGAAAUGAACAAGAAAUCACUCGAUUUAAAGUGUCUUUGUUUGCCAUGUUUCUCGCAACAUAAAGCUCAGUUUCCCAAGCAUUAAUGAAGAAAUCUGUGGUAGUUUUGUUUUCCGUGAUUAUCUGGUAGACUCAUUCUCGCUGGAACUCUGUGUUUGUGUCACAGUGUAGAAUAUUCUCUUGUAUGCAGAGGGCGGUGUUUCGGCGCAGUCGUCGCGCGUUCUUCUAUUUCUCAGUUCGGCUCUCGCGUUUUUGUCCCCGUUUGUCGAUUGGUGUCUGUGUCUUCCUCCAUCGGAUUCUGUCUUCGGGCUAAAGAGUCAUUUCAGCUUCUCUUCGGUAAAGAGGUUGCUCUGUGGCCACAGUGGGGCUUUUUCUUCUUCCAUAGAGCGCUCUUGUUUUAAUGGAGUCGUAGUCUUGGAAAUACACCCUUCUCUCUCCCCACCAAGAACAAACAGCGAUAGCCAAGAUGCAAGUGAGUCUUUCUGCAAUCACACGUGCAUAUAUAUUUAUAUAUGUAUUUGUAUAUUUGUAUACAGAGUUUUAUGUACAUGUAAGCGUAUGUAUGUACGUAGUUUGUAUUCUUGGAUCUCGUUUCCCGUGAGCUUUCAGAAAAAGGGGGCAAAAACAUGCUUGUUUCCAGCGAGCAGAAAGCGUGUUUCUUAUGGCCAGAUUAGACCGGCAUUCUCUCAACGGACUUCGUGAUUGGAGAGAAAGGCUUUUUUCGUACUCAUUUGUGUGCCCGUGGUCUGCGUGCGGUGCGAAAAAAUGGUAGCCGGAAGGCGGUUCUCCUUUGCGGUGCUGUCUGUGGCGCAUCCUUCUGUGUUGCUUUUUGUAAUGUCUUUUUGGGGUUCUUGGCUGCGGAGAAACGGGGAUCUCUGCGAGAAACACGAGGGAUGUUUCUUCGUCUUUGGCGUGGCAAAAAGCCACACUCUCCGUGUUGUUCAAAUUUCGUGCACCUUGAAAGUUGAAAACGAGUUGCGGAGUCACAAGUCGCCGAGGCUGAACUCGGACAGGUUAACCGCCCUUUGCAGAGCGUUGCAUGCCUGUAGGGCUGCUCGGACCGCCUAGGGCAAGCAGAGAUGUAAACCAGGAAAAGCCGAAAUUCGCAUCUUUAAGUGUCGAUUUCCCCUG